Molecule: messenger RNA, 955 nt
Organism: Rhodofomes roseus
Lineage: Eukaryota; Fungi; Basidiomycota; Agaricomycetes; Polyporales; Fomitopsidaceae
Exons: 3
Coding region: 262-873 (203 amino acids)
Source: RefSeq, a predicted model, not a curated record
AUAGUACACUCAUCGAGGACGUUCUUGCUCGUACCGGAGGCUUACCCGUACCCGUACCCGCGAGGGUGGUACCUGCCCGGCGGGUACGGGUCAUCCGCGGGUCUCGCAGGUUGGCGCGGGUGCGGGAUUGGCGACGGCUCAAGCGGGCGAGGAGAGCGGCGGACGGCGGGUGAGCGUGCGAGGACGCGCACAAUCGCGCGGGCAAGCAGGGCGUGCAUGCGUGCGGGAAAUCGCAAGCGCGAGGAGCAAGUGGGUAGACAGAUGAGUGGGCGGGUAGGCCCUGCCCGCUGCCGGUCGCCGUGCGUAUCCCGGGUACGUGCAACCUGUACUGCGCGCGUAGCAACCGCUCGUCGGCCAUUGUUGUGUGUGGGGCAUUUGCCCUGCCCGCUGCUGGUCGUCGUGUGCGUCGCCUGUGCGGGCAGGUUGCCCGGUUUCCCGCCGGUCCACUCACCUGCUGGUCUGCCUCCCGGUCUGUCCAUCUGCCUGCCCUCCUGUCUGCUCAUCGGUCUACUCACCUGCCUACGCGCUCUCGGCCUCGCCCCCACCCGUCUCUGCUGGCAUUCGCUCGCUCGCGACCUUGUGUGCGUGGUGUCCGGUCGCUGGCCGUGCUUGCGCCCUGGGCAUUUGCCGCGCCCGUUUGUGGUUGCCGUGCGUGUCGCCUGCGCGGGCAGCUCGGUCGCUUGGGUGCGACUCUGCUCGCCUGUGAGGCGCGACCAGGCGGCGGGCAGGCGCGACCGGGCGGCGGGCAGGCAUGCCGCGUGCGUGCAAGCGAGGGCGCCGGGUGUGCGAUCGCGCAGGUGGGCGGUCGAGAGGAGAGGGUGGGUGGGUAUGUGUGCGCCUGCGCGGGGCGAGGGGCGUGGUGCACGACCAUGACGAAACCUUCGGUGCACAUAGGCACCAGUCCUUUCGUGAGCACCGCUCAGGGAGACGUUGAAUCGGUUGAUGACGAGACGAC